AUGGCAUUUGCUUCGGGCGGAGCAGGACGCGGUGCUCGCCCAUCUUCCCACUCUGGCAGCUCCGCCACAACGUCGAAGGCCUCCACCGGCCGAGUCCGAAGCACCCCCUCGUCCUCCUCACGCCCGGUCCCCGCGUCGGCAGCUGCUCGAGUUCGACCUUCGCAAAUGCGAAGUGGCGCGCGCUCAGGCAGCUCCGGCGCAGGCUCCCAUGCCUACGCAGCAGAGCGCGCGGCAAGUCGCAGCCGAAGCCCGGAGGCGGCAGCAAUCGUAGAGGCGGUUCCUGUCCAGGAGCUGAGCGAUCGAAUCGCUGCACAGCUGACCUCGAAGAAGCUCAUCCAGGAGUCAGAUCUCGAGGACUUGAAAUUCCAUGUGAUGUCGAUUCUGCAGCCGGCUUUGAAGAAAACCAGUUACGAAGAGGUCCAACGCCUGACGGUCGAGCUUACAGAGGCUCGGACUCGAACGGCGGCCGCACGCAGCGAAAUCUCCCGACUUCGCUCCGAGGCACAGCUGCUGGAGCAAAAAUCGGCGGAAGCGGAUGAGAAGAGCAGGCGAGCGGAAACCCGCGCCACGAAAGCAGAGAACCGACUGAAGUCUUCACUCCAGGAUCCGAUGACAUUCAAGCUCGGAUCAGAGACCGUCGAGGUGCGGCCGACAACGGCGAAAGCCAAAGACACCGUCGGCCCGCUGCCGGAGGGCCGCGGGAGCGUGACUGGUGGAGCUCCUGGGGCCCACUCCCCGAGGCGCUCGAUCACUUCGGGGCAGCUGUCGAUAGGUGGAGGCGGAUCGCCCGAGCCCAGCGAAGUUGGCGAGGGCGGCGAAGACGCCGGUCAUCGUGCACAAAGGCUCUUGGAGAAGCAGCGGAAGAAAGAGGAGGCCGACGCGGCACGACGAGCUGCGGAGGAGAGGAUGAAGGAUCAGAAGAAGAAGAAGCAGGAGGAAAAGGGCAACAAGGAGCAUCUUCAGGCGAUGAAGGAGAUGGGAGAGGAACUGAAAAAGGCCAAAGCUGCCGCAAAGGAUGCCGAAACGCAAGCAUCGCAGAUGAGGAUCAAGCUCGAGCAGGCCGAAGCAGGGGCCAAGUCGGCCGAGAAGGCUCGCUCGAACGCCGAGAAGAAGCUUUCCAGUGCCGAGCAGGAGCUUCGAUCUCUGCGUAACGACCCGGUCUUUGACCAGGUGAACAUGCUUCGGGACGGCGUGCGGAACUUGGAGAAGGAGGUCGACGAACUUCAGCAACAGGUUGCAGAAAAAGAAGAGCUGUUGUCGGCAGCUUAUGAAGCGAAGGCUCUGACCGAAAAGGAGCGUGGCGAGGAGAUCUCAGCCUUGAAAGAGGACAUCUCGCGGUUGCAAAGCGGCUCCGACCGGGGGCAGGAGCUGAAGCGCCUCCAGCAGGAACUCGAUGCUGCCAGGGCAGAGACGGUCCGACUGCAGGCCACCGCGGAGCCUUCCAAAGCCGUCGAAGGCGGCAGCGGAAGCGGCGAUGCGGAGGAGCUUCGCAAGCUUCGCGAGGAGCUGGCGUCCACCCGCGCGGAGCUUGCAAGCCUCAAGGCUUCGCCAACACAAGCACCUGGAGCCGAGAAAGCAACACCGGAGGCCGCUCCAUCUCCAGAAGCAGAGAAAGUGCAAGAGGAGCUGCGCAAGCUUCGGGAGGAGCUGGCUGCCUCGCAGGCGGAGGUGUCGCGGCUGCGAUCUCUGCCGCCAGAAGGCGGCGACAAAGCGCAGGAAUGGCACGACCUGCAAGAGGAGCUCGCUGCUGCGAAGGCGGAGGCCGCCCGACUCAAGGCGGAAGGGGCCCCAAGCAUCGCGGCCUCCACGGAGGACAUGCAGAAGCUCCAGCAGGAGCUCGCUGCUUCGCAGGCGGAGGUGGCACGGCUAAGGUCUCUGCCACCGGAAGGUGGCGAGCAAUCGCAGGAAUGGCACAAGCUGCAAGAGGAGCUCGCUGCCGCGAAGGCAGAGGCCGCCCGCCUCAAGGCGGAAGGGGCCGCAAGCAGCGCGGCCUCGACGGAGGACGUGCAGAAACUCAAGCAGGAGCUCGAGGCGGCAAAGGCAGAGGCGGCCCGCUCGAAGGCGGAACCUGGAGCUGCUGGUGGGCAAGCAGAGGAGCUUGGCGCGGCAAAAGCAGAGGCGGCCCGCUCGAAGGCAGAACCUGGAUCUGCUGGUGGACCAACCGAGGAGGUGCAAAAGCUGCAGGAGGAGCUUGCGGCCGCCAAGGCCCAAGUGGAGCUUCUGAGCUCAUCGACCCCCGGAGGGGAGGAGGUGCUGAAGCUGCAGGAGGAGCUGCGGAAGCUUCGAGAGGAGCAGGCAACCAGGCAGUCGGAGCAGAGCAGCUCCCGCCAAGAGGCAGCUGAGACUCCCGAGGAUGUCCUCAAGCUCCAAGAGGAGCUGAAGGCUGCUCGAGCAGAAAUUGCUCAGCUCAAGUCACAGGCCCCGUCGCAGCCGGAAAAACUCGAGGAGCUCCGUGGAGAAAUGGCUGCCCCGCCGGCUGCCACCGAGACCGUGGCCAGCGUCGAGGUUGGGCCGGCCCCAGCCACGGAGGAAGCUGCGGCGUCAGCGGCAACGGCCCCCGUGGCUGCAGCACCGGCCACUGCCGGAGCCGCGUCAAGUUCGGAGGCAGCUGAGGAAGCCAAGGCAUCCCCCGCCUCCGGUGGAGCUUCGGUCCUCGGACCGGGAGAAGGAGCCGCCACCGCGAGCACCGAGGAACUACGGAAGCUCAAGGAGGAGCUGGCGAAGACCAAGAAGGAGUUGCUGGAGGCGCAGGCCGGGGCAGAGGCCGCCAGCAAGAAAGCAGAGGAGCUUGGCGGCCUGCAGCAGGAGUUGGAGGCUUUGCGGGCAGAGAAGGACGCAUCAGUGAAAGAACAGGACGAGCUCAAGCGGCAGCUGAACGAAUCCAACCUGGCGACCAAGCGGGCAGAGAGGGAAAAGCGAGAAGCGAUUGCUGAGGCAGAGCGCCUGGAUGCGCUGGAGGACGAGCAGCAGCGUGCAGACCUUGAAGCUGAGAAGGAGCAGGCCCGGAAAGAGCAAGAGGAGAAGGCGCAAAAGCAGGCUGAAGAGCAUGAAGCCGAGCGGAAAAAGCUCCAAGAAGAGGAGCGAAAGAAGCGCGUGGAAGCCAAGCAGCACUUCGAGGCAGAGAAAGCUCGCAUACGCGAGGAGGAGACCGAGAAAAAUCAGAAGAAGGCCCGCGACAUUGCGGACCAGAUGGAGCAGGAGUACACCAACAGCUUGCUCAGCGGAGUAUGGGAGGCCUGGGAGCAUGCCUUUCGACAGGGCUCCGCCGAGCGCAAGAAGGCCGAAGCGAAGGCGGAGAUUGAACGACUUCGCAAAGAGGAGCUCUUGAAGGGAGAAGUCUCCAAAGCGCAAAUCGCUGACCAGAUGUAUGCUCAAUACUGCCGCGAGCUACUGGAUGGCGUCUUCGAGCUCUGGCGCGAUGCGUUCAAGGAGGAGAAGGGCAAAAAGGCCGCCGACGCGGCGAGACUGAAGAUGGAGCAGGAGAUGCAUCGCUUCAAACAGGCGGAGCAUGACAAAGCCUUCAAUACCGCCAAACAGAUCGCCGAGCAGAUGUACAAAAAGUACUGCAACGGCCUCUUCGAUGAGAUUGUGGCUGUCUGGAAGGAGGAGACCAUGAAGACAAAGAAGGAGAAAGAAGAGAGGACCAAGAAGGCCCAAGAAGAGGGCCGAAUCAAGGCCCAGCAGGAGAAGGACCUCCGAGAAGCGGAGGUGCUGGCGGAGAGGAUGCGGAAGACGCUGCAGAAUGACGACGUGAAGUUCUGCUUCGAUUUCUGGGUUUCCGACUACCGCGCAGAGGGCCAACGGAGGCGCGACGAGGAGGCCAAGAAGAAGCACGAGGCCGAGCUGGCAGCUUUGAAGCGCAUGGAGCAGGAAACUGGGGAGCGAGCUGCCUUGCAGAUUGCACAGAAGAUGUACAAGAAGAUCGUGGAUGACAACAUGAAGUGGUGCGUGGACAACUGGCAUCGCAUCAUCAAAAAGGAGAAGGCGCAGAAGAAAGAAGAGCAGGCCAAGCGCCAACACCAGGAUGAGCUGGACCGGAUACGUCGGGAAGAGCUGGAGAAGAAGGACAAGGCGGCGCAGAAGUUGGCAGAGCAGAUGUUCAAGAAGUACUGGGAUGAUAACAUCGGCGUGGUGGUGGAACUGUGGCGUCGACUAGCGGUCCUGACUAAAGAGACAAAAGCCCGGCGGCAGCACGAAGAGGAGCUUGCACGGCUGAAGCGCAGCCACAAGGAAGUGGGGACCAAGGCAGCAUUGGAGAUCGCUGGGCGCAUGUCGAAGGCUCAUUGCGACAGCCUCCUGAAGAUGAGCAUCUCAUCUUGGCGGGUCUGGACGCACCAAACGCAAAGCAGUCGGAAGGAGGAGGAGGCCAAGAAGAAGUACGAGCAGGACAUGGCCCGAAUCCGCCGUCUGGAGGUGGAGAAGGCUGACAAGGCAGCCGAGGUAGCGGGCCUCAACAUGUUCCGCAAGGUCAUGAAUGACAACCUUGGCCUCAUCGUUUCGGAGUGGAAAGACUUCACCAAAAACGAGCUCCUCCACAGGAAGCUGGAGAAGGACAUGAGGGACACGAAGAACCACAUUGACAGCUUGAAGAAGGAGGCACGUGCAAAAGGCGAGCGAGUGCGCCAUCUGGUCGCCCAGAACCUCCUCGCCAAAGACAAGAAGGAAGUGUUGAGCGACGCCUUCGCGAAGUGGGUCAUCAACUGGAGGCAACACCUCUUGGAGCAGCAGCAGCACGCGGAGAGAAUCCAGCAUCGCGACCAGGUAGAGAAGAUGAAGCGAUCUGAAGCCGAGAGGAUGCAGAAGAUGAAAGGCUUGAUGGCUUCGCAGUUCAACUCAACAGGAAAUCGCUCCCUUCUCCAUCUCUGCGUGAACAACUGGCGCUUGGUUUGGGAGGCAGCCAUUGCGGAGCGGCAGCAGAACCAGGCGGUGGAGCAGCUGACGGGAAAGCUGAGGCAGAUGGACAAGCAGAAGAAUGAGAUGAUCAAUCGCACAAAGGACAAGAUCUUCUUGGCCUUCGCAGGCCGUCAGCGUGCAGAGUUGCUGUCUGUGGUCUUCACAGCGUGGAAGGCCGAUGCGAAGGAAGAGCAUCUUCUUCGUCGAAAGGAGGAGCUCGCGAGCAGCUAUGAGAAGGACCUCCGAGUUAUGCACAAGAAGCAGAAGGACAUCGAGGCGCUGGCCAGAGAGAAGAUGGUGAAGGGGACCCUCAGCCAAAUCACUGGGGCCACUCUGUCCGUUUGCCUCCUCCAGUGGCGAAGCUACACGAAGGACAGCAAGCGGGAACGGAGCGAAGCUGAAAUGAGGGAUCAGCUGCAAGAGGAGAUCCGGCGUCAGAAGCGAGAAGCAGAGAAGCUGAACGAUGCGAAAUCCCGGCAGAUCGCCCUGAACAUGGUCAGCUUCGAGCGCAACAGCACCUUAUCCGUCUGCGUCGUUGCGUGGCGCCAGGCCACGCAGGCUUCGAAGCGCGAAGCCGAUGAGGCUCUGGGUCGCCAGAAGGCGCAGCAGGAGUACACGCAACUGAAGUUAGAGAAAGACAAGGCCAUGAAUGUGACACGAGAUCGCAUGGCCGUCCGGCUUUUGGGUCACCAGCAGUCUCAUCUCCUCUCCGCGGUCUUCACACUUUGGAGAGGUGCGUCCAAGGAGGAAAAGAUGUCCCGGCAGCAAGCCGACAAAGAUCGAGCCAACAAGAUCGAGCUGGCGAGGUUAGAUGGCCUACGAAGGGAAGCGGCAAAGAUGAAAGCGCACAGCAUCGCAGCAAGGUUCUUCCAGAAGCACCACGAGUCUCUGCUGGCUGAGAUGUUCAUUCAGUUCCGCAAGUCUGUCGAGAUCCAGAUCGAAGAGCGAAAAGUCGAGGAGGCGAAGAGGCAGCACGAGGAAGACCGGCGGAAGAUGGAGCAGCGGCACAAUGACCGGCGGGCGAAGUUCAUUGCACAGUCGGUGCAAGGGAAGGAGCGGAUGAUGCUGCUGUCUAUUGUGAAGCGCUGUCUCGUGGCGUGGUCCCAGCAGGUGGUGGAGAGUCAGAUGGAGCUCAUGCGCAGCGAAGCACAAGAGAAGCACUCCACAGAGAUGAACGAAGUGAAGUCGCAGCUGCGUGAUCACUCCAAGAAGAACGGUGUCUACGCCGCACUCAGUCACGAGCUUGCAAACCACCAAUUCUUGCUGCAGCGCAUGCUUGGCGUGUGGCGAGAAUUUCGCGCAGAGCAGGCCGUCCACCGCGCCUACCAGGCGAAGAUUGCAGAGCUGAAUGUUCAGUUCGAGGACGAUCUUGCCGAGUUGAUGCAUGCUCAAGGGAUGAAGAUGUACAACCUGCGUCUGGCCUUAGCAGAUCUCAAAGCCAGCAGUGAGAGGAAGUUGCUGUUUCAGUACUGCAUGCAGAAGUGGGACGAGUGCAAGUACCAACGCAGUCUGGAAAACGAGUUGGCGCAGAUCAACGAGCGCCACGAAGAUGAGCUUGCCGAGCUGGUGCAUGCCCAGGGCUUGGCCAAGCACAGGAUGAUCCAGACGAGCCAAGAUCGGUUUCUGAAGGGUGUGAUGCGACAAGAGCUCCAGCGCCACUUCCUUGCAUGGUCCCACGUGAAGCGAUUGAACAUCUCCACCGCUGCAGAGCUACUGACGGUGGCGAAGGCGAAGCAGCAGCUGGGCAAGGAGAUGGAAGUGAAAGACCUGAAGGCCCUUCGCCUGAAAGACCACGUGGUGCACCACGUCUCGAGGACCAUCACCUUCGUUCGACUCAAGGACAUCUGGCUCGCUUGGCUGCAUCAGGUGCUACUACACCGCCUCGAGAAGACGCAAGAUCGCAAAGACCGGUCGCACCGAAAGGAGAUUCAGCGGAUUCGCCGGGAGGCUGCAGACGAGCACACCGCCCUGGGCGAGCGCAUGCACUCCGAGCUGGAGCAAGUUGGUCGUGAAUCCCAUCUGCGGGACAUGUUGGUGCAGUGGCAGGCAGUCGUGAAGAACAUGCGCAGCCAUCGGAACUACCACGGGGAGAUGGAUCAAAUUCGGCAAGAGGCCGCUCAGGAAGUGAAGCAAAAGGAGAAGAAAACGGUGGAGCAGCUCUCAAGCUUUGCCAUCCACUCUGCGGAGCUGCUCAUCCGGCGGCGCAUGAAGGAGCCUUUGGUGAUGGUCUUUGUGAACUGGAGGAUGGUGCAGGAGAGAGAAAAGUAUCAGCAACACGCCGCAAGAAUGCAGCAGGAGGCCCAAGACCAGCGAGAUCACCACCAGAACGUGCUGCAAAGCAAGGAGACGAAAAAGGAGGUGGCCUGCUGGCAGCUGGCGACGUUUUCUUACUUGGUUCGCGAGAGAGUCAUCAUCAGGCUGGCGAUCUUCCACUAUUGGCGGGAGGCCUCCAUGUGGAGCAAGAAGGCCCACUUGCACCACCUCAGGCGCCAAGGCCAGGAGAUCGCCAGCCACAGCAAAGAGGUGAGCCUUCUUGUGACGCAGAUGCUGGCUCACCAGCGGGACCUCUCGCUCCUGACAAAGGUGAUGGUCCAGUGGAAGCAGGUCGUCGAACGAGAGGCAAACCAACGGUCGCUCGAGCAGAAGGACGAAGAGAACGUCGAAAGGGUAAAGACCUCCGUCCACAACGAGCGUGUCGCCGGCUCAAAGCGUGCGCAGGUCCUGGUGAAGUGGCUGCUGCACCUCGAGCUCCAGAACCAAGCUAAGUGGCUGGCUGCUUGGUCUGGCGAGGUGAAGUACGCCAAGAUUGUGCGCAAGAUGGAGGGCGACAAGGAGGCCCACGAUCUGGCCAUGGUCGAAGUCGAGAACAAGAUGGAAAAGCACCAGGACGCCUUGGUUCCUUAUUGGCUUCGUCUCAAGCGUCAGAUGGUGUUGAUGCGCUACUUCCCCGCGUUCAUCUUCAUCCCCUACAUGAACCAUUCCGAAGCGCAUCUCCAAAAGACGAUCGAGAAGCUGGACAAGAAGCGCGAGCGCCAAAUCGCUGAUCUCUACAAGCUCCGUCGGAAGUCAGUGGCCGACGCCGGAGUGGUCCUCCACUUCUUCCGAGGGCAGAGAGAGAACCAGCUCAUCCUUUCCCUGGUGCUGGUCAUCUGGUCGGAGGUGAUUUCCGAUCAAAUGGCCAUGCGGCGCUGGAAUGAGCAGCGGGAAGUGAAGCUUGAGUUGGAGCGUUCCCUCCAAGAGCUCAAGGACAAGACCUGGCAUCUCAGGAUCGACACGAAGAAGGGCAAGGACCUUACCGACACCUGUCGCCACAUGGGAGAGUGGACCGGCCAGCUGCUGAUGGAGCUCAGCACGACCCGCGCUUGGGGCAGCUGGCGCAUUUGGCACUUGCAAGAGGUGCACUCGAGAGUCCAAGCGAAAGCGAACAACCACACCGAGGCCCGUGUCAUGGCAGAGAGAAUGAAAGUGCAGCAGCGGCAGAAGAAGGACGAGGUGGUGAUGUCGAACAUCAUGGUUGCUGCAGGGGAGGUCUCCUCAGUCAAGUUGUCCUUCCGCGCUUGGGAGAUCCUGACACGAAAGGAGAAGGAACACCGUCACAAGACAAACAUGCGUCAGGAUCAUAAGAAGGAGCUGUACGAGCUGAGGCAAGAGACGGUCGCCAAGCUCAGGGCGUCCAACAGCCGAGAAAAUGGCAUGAAGGACAUGCAGCAAGUCCUGCGAUGCUUCGUGUGCUGGUGCACGGACGUCAAGGCCGGGAAGAUGGCGACCGAUCUGCUGGUCGCCGAGGAGAAGAAGCGCCAGGAAGUGGAGGCGCAGAUGCAGCAGGUGCAGCAGGACCUCACCGUGGAGAUGUCUGCCAGGAAAACGGCCGAGUCUGAGGCCAGGACAGCUACGGAGCUCCUCCACAACAACGGCAUUCAGUUCCCAACGGAGCCGGAAGCAGCUGCCGCGCGUCCAGAGCGCUUUAUGCUUCCCGUGGAACGCGUUGCGCAGGCUUUGCAGAAAGUUUAUCGCAGGCGCCUCACAACCGCUCUCGUCGCCAUGCUCACGUCGUCGCCACGGAAGAUGGCGUGGUACCAGCGCGAACCUGGUGAUCGACAAGCCCUGGCAGACAAUUCGAAGUCUAAGAGGAAAGCCCAAUCAACGGCGAAGCCGGCGGCUUCGAAGGCCGCUGCACCAGCGAUGCUGGCACUGCCGGCACCCGCAGCGACCCCGGGGGCGCCCGGCGGAGUGGCGUCAACGUUGGACUUUCUGGCGCGCACGCGCCAGCUGGUCGCCAGCAGUUUCGAUGCAGACGCCAUGGCACCAGGCGGCCGAGAUAUCGACGACGGCUUCGGCCGGCAAGGCAAUGGCUACCCUGUGCCCUCGUUGCCUCGUUUCGGUGCGCAAGAUGCGCAGGUGUCGCCGCCUGAGUCCCCAGGAGCCUUCGAAAGGCCGCGCCUGGUGGCGAAGCCGCGACCCGACUCGGCCGGCCCAAAUUUGGUGAUCACAGGCGUGAAGAGUCCUCCCCCGCCGCCGCCAUCCACGGCUGCGGGACCGACGUUGCCCACGCGACAGGCCAUCGAGCAGCAGAUCACCCUCCAGGACACCCUGACCCACAUGCAGGACACCAUGCGCCGCAUGGAUGACGUGGAGCCCAAAGUCUCGCAGUAA
Symbiodinium sp. CCMP2592 is the source of this 9546-nucleotide messenger RNA. Lineage: Eukaryota; Dinophyceae; Suessiales; Symbiodiniaceae. The record is from the annotation of a GenBank genome assembly.